AUGCCAUCUUAUGCCAAGUUCCUUAAAGAUAUUUUAUCAAAGAAAAGAAGGCUGGAGGACUAUGAGACUGUUGCUCUUCCAGAGGAAUGCAGUGCCAUAUUGCAGAACAAGCUGCCACCAAAACUUAAGGAUCCAGGAAGCUUCUCCAUACAUUGUCUUAUCGGUAACAUGAAUAUAGAUAAAACCCUCUGUGAUCUAGGUGCAAGUGUGAGUCUAAUGCCUUUGUCAAUAUGUAAGAAGCUUGAUGUGGGGGAAUUUAAGCCUACAACAAUUUCAUUACAACUGGCUGAUCGAUCUGUAAAAUACCCUGUAGGCAUUCUAAAAAACAUCCCUAUCAAGGUGGAAAAUUUUUUUAUCCCAGUUGAUUUUAUUGUACUGGAAAUGGAGGAGGACGUCCAAAUCCCUAUAAUCCUGGGAAGAUCUUUUUUAGCAACUGUUAGAGCUGUCAUAGAUGUUAAGAACGGACUUUCAACUCUCAAGGUAGGAGAUGAAGAAGUGGAGUUCAACCUGUUCAGCGCAAUGAAACACAAACUUGAACCUAAUGAAUGCUUCAAGGAUCAAGGAAGCCCUGAUUUUAGCACCAAUAAUGCAACCACAGGAUUGGGAACUACCAUUCGAGGUGAUGUACGAUGCAAGAGACUAUGCAGUUGGAGCAGUGCUCGGGCAAAGAAAAGAUAA
Messenger RNA from Hevea brasiliensis (rubber tree), 678 nucleotides. RefSeq lists its product as uncharacterized. The record is from RefSeq and is a predicted model, not a curated record. The transcript is spliced from 2 exons. Lineage: Eukaryota; Viridiplantae; Streptophyta; Magnoliopsida; Malpighiales; Euphorbiaceae. The coding region runs from base 1 to 678 and encodes 225 amino acids.